AUGCAAAGCAAGCAAAGACGUUUAAGUUUGAAUACUCUAGGGAGUUAAGGAAAGACUCCUGCAAGAUCUUCACUUGAUACAUCUAAAGUUGAAAUAGAAUCUAAUGUAGAUAAAUCAACUGAGCUCAUAAAUUUAAGAAAUGGUUAUUUUACAUACUAAAGACAAAAAUCUUAAAACUAGAAGAACUCCUCAGACAUUUCUACAACCUCCCAGCAUCCUAACAUUAUAGACAAAUUUCAAACAACUAAAAACAAACAAUUCACAACCUUCCAUAGAUCACCCAAGAUAUCUCUAGCCAAAUCCCCUACAAUAUCAGGAGCAUCACAGUAGCCCACUUAGAAAACUAUAAAGUCGUCGAAUUAACAAACAAAAGCAUAAAGUAAGCCAAAUUCACCGAAAAAAGAAAACAAAAUCUCAGCUAAAAAUAACUCCUCUCUUUUUCUAAAUCUAUCUAAAAUAGAAGCCAAUAGGGAUAUGAAAAAAUCGGUUAUUAACUCAUACAGAUAAAAUGAAUCAAGAGUUGAUGUAUUGCUGAAUUAGGAUCUUAAUUCAAUGGGAGCUAAAUUCAAAAGAAAUAGCUUUUUUGAGAAGGUAUCAGGGAUAGAUGUAAGUAAUAAUACAAUGGACCAUGCCAUGACUGAAAGAAGAAGACUAAAUCAAACAGACGUAUAAAGUGAGUUACUCAUGAUUUAACAGAAAUAAAGAUAAAGAGAGCAAAGCCUUAUUGAAAAAUUUAAUUAGUUAAAACUUCAAGCUUAGGAAACAUUCUAGACACACCAAUAGUAGAUGCUAUCACAGACUCAACCAAUGAGAGGAGAAGAAAUCGAUAGAAGAAUACAAAGGUUUGAGCAAAUUAUUUAAACUUUCAUUGAAAAAAAUCCUUUCAACUCAGAUAUGAUGAAAACCGAUUAUAAAUUGGAGAGAAAUAAUUCAACUCAGAAAUUCAUUGAUGGCCUUAAUUUGACUAAUCCUGUUCAUAAUAAGUCUACUUUUGGAGGAUCUGGAAACCCGAAUCAUUAGAAUUAUGGUCCAUCAGCCCAAUUCAAUAUUGUAGAAACAGUCAAUAAAAAUGGGACAUUGACUAUGAAUCAAAUAAAUUAAUAUUCAACUAGCUAGUAAUAGCAUUUUAACAACUCACUGUUAUCACCAGUUUAGAAAUAUAACUAUACGACUUCUUAACCCAAGAAUAGUGCUUAAGAUGAGGUUAAUUAUGUAUGCUCAUCGGAUUCUACUCAAGAUCAAAGAUAAGUCUAUCAAAUGCAAUCUUCCUAAGUACUAGAUUAGACUCUUCCUAAAAGUAGGUCUAAUGUCAUUAUUAACUUGAAAUCUUCAGCUAGCCAAAGUAUUAAAAAAGAAGAUAAGACUAGCCCGAGAGCUCUCACAUCUUCAGAGUUUAACCCAUCCAAACAUCAAGUCUCUUAAUUCUAGCUGAACUAUUCAUCCAAUAAUCCCAAUCCAAGCUAAAAAGAUAUUUAAGCCUUCCUUGAGACACUCUAGUCGCUUGAAGAAAGCAAUAAUACCACUCACUUAACUCAGAUUAGAAGUAAAUUAGUUGAUUACAAGGAACAGAUUAAAAAUAACGACUAAAGAGAUAAUGAGUAAAUCAAACAGUAAUCCUAAAUUCUUAAAGCCUUAGAUAGUAUAAUACUUAAACUAGACUCACAGAUGAACUUUAAGAAUACUCUAACAAGAGAGCAGGUAGAUUAGGAAAAGAUUUCGAAGUAAAAGUAUGUCAUUUUGGUUGGAGAUAAUCAUAAUGACAAUCAAGCCCUUCAUGACUUUGAUUCUCUAUAAACUCCUUCCAAUCUAUAUAAUGACCAUUUUAGUUAGAUGCCUACAGAUAAUGGGGAUAAUGUAGAUGUGACUAACAGUAGUUAUAUCUAGUCCACUAGAAAACAGCACAUGAAAAAUUGCAACAAAAGUGGAUAUCAAGUUAAGCAUUCAAGAUACAGAAAUGAUAGACUUAUAGCUAUAAAUUUUAAGGGAGAUUCAUCUCCAGUUGAUACUUAUGAGGAAGUUCAAUAUUAAAAAGGUUGGCUAAAUGAAAUCAAGCACAUCAAGACAUUGCUGGGAGGAGUGGCAAGCAAUAAUCAAAGUAAUGAGCCAAAUUUUACCAGAAAUAGCGUAAAAAACAAAGAUCAAGAUGCUGCUAGUAAUUAAUGCAUUAUUAUGUGA
Molecule: messenger RNA, 2175 nt
Organism: Stylonychia lemnae
Lineage: Eukaryota; Ciliophora; Spirotrichea; Sporadotrichida; Oxytrichidae
Source: the annotation of a GenBank genome assembly